UAGCUUGCCCACAAUGGACACGCUGGACGACUUAUAAAAGCGGGUCUCUUUGUCGCUCGCUCUUUCUCUACUCUCUACACAACAAUUCGUCGAGCAGGUCUCGCACAAGCUUUCUUGCCUAGCCCACCUCCAUCGCCAGCGCUCCAAGAACCUUGCAAUGCAGAACAAGACCCUGCUGCUCGCUUUCGUCGGUCUGGCGCUCAGCCUACCGAACGGAUCCUUCGCCGGACCUGUCACUCUACAGCCCCGUGCCCCACCUGUCAUCGAAACGCUCAGCGACCUUGUCCGAGGAUCGCGAUCCGGUCUGCGCCACCGCUUCACUCCCAUGCGCUCCAGCGAAGAGAUCCACCUCGGAGAGGCGCGCCCUUUGCGUGGGGGCUACGUGCCCGGCAGUGGCAAGCGUCGAAUGAAAAAAGUGGCGCUCUAUGGCACCGGACUGGCGGUGGUCGGCACGACCACGGGUGUAGGCGCCCGUAAAAUCGUUCAGCAUGAGCGCGAGCAGAAUCGCAAGCUUGCAGCCAUACGUGCCGACCUUCAAAAGCAGCGCGCGCAGAAUGCUCUUCCCCGAAAGGCUGGACCAUCUCCAGGGACCGGAAACGGCAAACCACCAGGCCCGCCGGUCGUGCAAGACGCUUUUUCUGCUCAGUCUGUACCCUCGCCGGGGGCUGGGCAUCACAGUUUGAGUGGAACACCAGACCCAUCGGUUGUGGGACAGGAUGGACAUGCUCUUCCUGGUGAGGCUGGACCAUCGCCAGGAAGCGGGAAUGGCAAGCCACCGGGCCCGCCGGUCGUGCAGGUUGAAGAGGCACAAGAUGCAGAGACCAUGGGUCGCAAGGGAGGCAGUUCUGGUGGUAGCAUUCCUGCUCCAGCGGCAGAAAAGACUCCAAACCCACCUUAGCUUGCACGAGGGGACAAGUUACGCGAGAUGAUGACACUUUUUGACCCUUUGGAGGCCAGGCCAGGCGACGCGGAGGCAAGAAUCAGAAUGAAUGCUUUUUUUCCACCAAAUGUCUGUGAGCCUCUGGCUGCUCACGUCGGUGGCUGGUGCUCGCGAAAAGGCGUUGCCACGACACGAUCUCAUCGUGGCAAACACUCGUGACUGCGAGGGCCGAGGAGUUGGUACACACGGCGUCCAUGCG
Molecule: messenger RNA, 1139 nt
Organism: Ceraceosorus guamensis
Lineage: Eukaryota; Fungi; Basidiomycota; Exobasidiomycetes; Ceraceosorales; Ceraceosoraceae
Exons: 3
Coding region: 158-898 (246 amino acids)
Source: RefSeq, a predicted model, not a curated record